Drosophila persimilis is the source of this 970-nucleotide messenger RNA. Its product is annotated as mpv17-like protein. The record is from RefSeq and is a predicted model, not a curated record. The coding region runs from base 163 to 744 and encodes 193 amino acids. NCBI's taxonomy places the organism in Eukaryota, Metazoa, Arthropoda, Insecta, Diptera, Drosophilidae. The transcript is spliced from 4 exons. Gene Ontology annotation, cellular component: cytoplasm; membrane.
ACCUCAACGCGUCGCGAUCCAAACCGCUGGCCAGAACUUUUCUCAUACAAAUUAUUGCCCAGGAAUCGAGGAGAGGAAUUUGUGCGCGAAAUUAUUGGCGUGUUGCAUACAUACACUCUUGAGGACUGGCCAAAUUAGCAUACACGAAGGAGAGCUGUGAAAAUGUUUCGACACAUAAUAAACUUGACAAACAAAUAUAAAGUCCUCAGGGGCAUGAUAUCGUAUGGGACGCUUUGGCCCUGCGGCUGUCUUAUCGAGCAGACGCUGAUCGAGAAAAAGACAUUCCGAACGUACGACUGGAUGAAGUGUGUCAGGUUCAGCUUAUUCGGCUUCUUCUUUAUGGGCCCCACAAUAUAUGUGUGGAUCCGAUUGGCUGGGGUUAUGUGGCCACGCACGGAUAUUAAGUCAUCGCUGUGCAAGGCGAUCACCGAGCAGACCGCCUACGAUCCGAUGGCCAUCAGCUCGUUUCUCUUCUUCAUGACGCUGAUGGAGGGCAACUCAUAUGCCCAGGCCAGGCAGGAGGUUAGCGAUAAAUUCCUGGACGCCUAUAAGGUGGGCGUUAUUUAUUGGCCCUGCGUGCAGACGGUGAACUUUGCCUUUGUCCCGGCCCGGAACCAGGUCGUGUUCACCUCGUUCUUCAGCAUGUGCUGGACCACGUUCCUGGCCUACGUCAAGUUCCUGCAUCUGCAUCCCACCGUCGACGUGGACCACCAUGCCGUGGACAUACACUUCCUGGAGAUGUGAGCAGUCCAGCCGCAGUAGAACCCAAAACACACAAUCAAGUCUCCCAGCUUUUCCCAGCGAUAAUGUGAUCAGACACGCCACGCCCACCAAUACAACGCCCAUAGUAUAAGUUAAUGACAUGUCAUUUCUCUUAUUUUUUCCUUUUUACAUUUAUUUUGUUGUGCGCCAUUAAAAAAAAAGUAUAAAUAUGUGUAUAAAACAGCCAUUAACUGCGCCUGAUAAAUGA